Messenger RNA from Parnassius apollo (apollo), 1575 nucleotides. The record is from the annotation of a GenBank genome assembly. Lineage: Eukaryota; Metazoa; Arthropoda; Insecta; Lepidoptera; Papilionidae.
AUGACACAGAAAAGUGAUGAAAUGAAGCCACCUAGUCGAUCGAGAGUUGUACUAUCUCAGUUGUUCGCAUGCUUGGCACUGAACUUCCUAUUAGUAGGACUCGGAAUGUCCUUAAGCUUCGUCACCGUGGUUCUACCUGAAGUGUUAAAUGCGAAAGAGGGGCUUUCCAUCAACAAGCAGCAAGCGUCGUGGUUUGGUAGUAUGGCAUUUCUCUGUCAACCUCUUGGCAGCAUAUUUUCGGGCCCGUUAUUAGAUUACUUCGGGCGGAGAAAGGCUUUGUUCUUAGUGAACAUACCACACAUUUUCGCAUGGCUACUGAUGUACUACGCAUGGGAUGUGACAUCGCUGUUCAUGGGCAAUGCUCUUCUGGGUAUUGGCAUAGGAAUAAUGGAAUCACCUUCUGUUACAUACGUCGGAGAAGUAACAGAUCCUUCCAUUCGUGGAUUCCUUACUACCCUGACCAAUAGUUUUACAUCUGCUGGCAUGUUUGUUACGUACUUACUAGGCACGGUACUGCCAUGGAGACAGGCGGCACUUGUGUCUCUCACUAUACCUGUAGCAACUAUGGCCCUGGUACUGUUGGUUCCAGAAACUCCAAUCUGGUUACUAUCCAAAGGCCGGCAAAAAGAAGCAUUAAGGUCCCUAUGUCGACUCAGAGGAUGGGCCAAGCCGGAAUAUGUUAAGGAGGAGUUCGAGCAACUGCUUCAAUACCACGAUGCUAUCAAGCAGUGUGUUAUCUGUGCAAAAGAAGGCAGAAGUGAUACAGACCAUUGUGAACAUUCAAAUUAUAACAUCAUUAAGAGGAUUAUAAUAAAGGUCAAACAUGUAUUACUCGUAAAAGAGACGUUAAAGCCAUUCGCACUAGUUAUGGCUUACUUUUUCUUUCACGCUUUUAGUGGAUUUUUUCCUGUUCGACCGAAUAUGGUUAACUUUUGUAAAGCAUUGGGGAUGAAGUAUGAUGCUAAAACCACUGCGGUAGUCGUGGGAGCUGUAUUCAUAGUUAUGAAUGUAACAGCAGCUGUAAUAGUAAAAAUGACGGGGAAAAGAAAACUCGUCAUCGGUUCUCUUUUAGCAACAGCUUUUUGCAGCCUUGGUAUUAGCGUCUACGCAAGCAACAAAAUACCUACAUCCGUCUUCUCUUACGAAGCUAACACAUUUCCCGAAGUGAAAGAGACUUUUCCAGUUAUACUUUUUAUGGCAUUGGUGUGCUUUACGAGCUUAGGGAUCCCAUGGGCUUUACUAUCCGAAGUUUUUCCUUUUAGGAGUCGAGGUACUGCGACUGGACUCGCUGCAGCUUUAAAUUACCUUAUAUUUUUCAUGGCAACAAAGACGAACUAUAAUUUAGAAGCAAGUUUCCACAUAAGCGGUACAUUUGCUAUCUACACAGCUCUUACAUUCAUCGGAAGUUUGUAUUUGUAUUUUUUCUUGCCAGAAACUGAAAAUAAGACUUUAGUUGAAAUUGAAGCUUACUAUAAAGGUCAUCAAAAAAUAUUUGCUGACGAUUUUCUUAUAAACGCAUUCAGAAAAGAAAAAAGUGUCAAUCUUGAGGCGAAUAAACCUAUGCUAGUCAAUUAA